This is a messenger RNA of Trematosphaeria pertusa, 1749 nucleotides long. RefSeq lists its product as uncharacterized. Lineage: Eukaryota; Fungi; Ascomycota; Dothideomycetes; Pleosporales; Trematosphaeriaceae. Gene Ontology annotation, biological process: double-strand break repair via homologous recombination; protein sumoylation. Gene Ontology annotation, cellular component: nucleus; Smc5-Smc6 complex. The record is from RefSeq and is a predicted model, not a curated record. The transcript is spliced from 3 exons. The coding region runs from base 1 to 1749 and encodes 582 amino acids. Gene Ontology annotation, molecular function: SUMO ligase activity; zinc ion binding.
AUGCCACCCACCACCACCACCACCAGCGCCACAGCCCCCAACCUCGCAACCCUCACCCCCUCCCAACUCGCUCUGAUCGAAGCCGCCGCAAACGCCCGCUGGAACCCGCCGUGGUCCAUCGCCCUCGCCGCCAUCCUGCUACUCCUGCUCGUCCUCAACGUCGUCGCGCGGCUGCUUGAGGCGCGCUUCGCCCUGCGCCUCCGCAUCCCCAACCGCUUCUUCACGUGGACGCCGGGCCGCGCGGCGUUCGAAGCUAAGCUGGAGGAGCUGGAGCGCGCGAGGAGAGAGGGGAGGGGUGAGGGGCUGGAUUUGCGUAGCCCGAGAACGCCGAGGGUGUUUGGGGAGCAGCGGGGUGGAGGAGAGAGGGAUGGGGAUGGGAGGAUGUUGGGUCCGAGGGAGAGAGGAGAAGCCAGUAUUAUGGCGUCUCAAAAUCGGCAUUCCACAGCCCAACCGACCCCAUCCGCCGCGCUCGAACUCCCGCCGUACAAGAAACCGUCCCACCCGCUCAAUGACCUGGCUCAACAGCGGCUUCGCACGUUGAACAACCGCGACAUCACCCAUUUGAAAGAGCAUAAUCAGAAAGCCGCAAAGCUGAUCACUGACGCGGCGGGUCUUAUCAACGAUAAGUUGCGAGAGCGCGACGAGGACACGGCGAAGCGGCGCAAGAGGUGGGAAAAGGGCAUCGAUAAUGAAGACCAAGAUGCGGAGGAAGAGAAGCUGACAAAGCUACAAAAGAAGGUUGACGAAGCGACUAAGCAGCUUGAGAAGAGCAUGAGGGCCGUCAUUGACGGAGGCAUAGCUGCGCAGCGCAUUCAAGAGUCGCUGGAGUGGUUGAGGCAGAAUGCUCCGCGCCAACUGGCAGAGGAGUACCAGACGCAGAUGAGCCAGCAGCAGACAGAGCGGCAGUCGCAAUCCCAGCGUCGCCGACGUACACAAGACGAGGACGGAGACGAGGACAUGGACAACGACGAGGACGACGAAGAACCAGAAGGCCCAACCCCAGGCCCAACGCCCCUCGACGGCUCCCGCCCCGUCCUCACAUCUCCCACCGACCUCUUCACCGACCGCAUGACGCGCAAAAAGAACGAAUACACUUCCCUCGCUCUCGGCACGCGCUACUCCAGCAACAACGACUACAUCGGCUUCCGCAAAAUGGUGCACGACGCGAAGUACCAAGAUGAUCGGCCGCUUCCGCACCCCGAUACAUGGUUUACGGAAACCGGCUCGCCAGCACCGGGCAUUACCAAUGCGAGGGACGCAGACGAUGACGAUAUCGUGAUGGACAGGGCGACGAUCAGUACGAGAUGCCCGCUCACCUUCCAGCAGUUCAAGGAGCCGUAUAGCAGCGGCAAGUGUCCGCACACGUUCGAGAAGAAUGCGAUACUAGAGAUGAUUAGGAGGAGUAACACAAGGUUGGGCGGUGGGGCAGGGAGGGGUGGAGAGAGGGCAGUCGAGUGUCCGGUUACAGGAUGCAGUCAGAUGCUAACUGCCGGCGACCUACGCCACGAUCCCAUCGUCGUCCGAAAGAUCAAGCGCAUGCAGCAAGCCGAAGCUCAGCGAGCAGAAGAGAGUGAGGACGAAGAGGAGGACGUCGUUGUUAAGCGUGGCGGCCAGCAGCAAGGGGGUUGUAAUGUGAAGGCGGAACCUACCUCAUCACGCCUUCAAGUUCCGGCUACGCAGCAGCCACCGCGGAGUUCUAUAGUCGAGGAUCUAGGUUCGCCGAGUGAGGACGAUGACGAUGAUGAGUAA